Molecule: messenger RNA, 612 nt
Organism: Papilio polytes (common Mormon)
Lineage: Eukaryota; Metazoa; Arthropoda; Insecta; Lepidoptera; Papilionidae
Product: NADH dehydrogenase [ubiquinone] 1 beta subcomplex subunit 9-like
Exons: 3
Coding region: 83-502 (139 amino acids)
Biological process (GO): mitochondrial electron transport, NADH to ubiquinone
Source: RefSeq, a predicted model, not a curated record
GAUAUUUGAUUUACAUGUUACUUCUUCAGUUACUUGACGUUUAAUAGUGCGAAAAUAAAAUUUCUUUUCAUCUACUUUAACAAUGAAUUUUGCACCAGAGUUAAUUAGCUAUUCUCAAAAAGUUUGUGCAUUAUAUAAAACGGCAAUGAGAUUGAUAGAAUCGCAUUAUUAUCCAAGAUAUGUCAUACGAUAUCAUCAAAUUCUUCUGCGAAAACGAUUUGAUGAUAACAAAUCCGUCUGUGAUCCUAAGGAGCAGCGUCGACUUUUAUGGGUAGGAGAGCAUGAAGCCUUCAUGAAAAAAAACCCUGUAUUCCUUGGGCGAUUUUCAAAAUCAAUGGGUCGUGCAGGAGGUAUAGCUUUUGAACGAGUUGUUGAACCUCCAGAUUGGGUUAUGGAUUAUUGGCAUCCAUUAGAAAAGGCGCAGUAUCCAGAUUACUUUGAGACUCGAGAAUGCCGCAAAAUUGAAUACAUCAAGAAAUGGCAAGCUGGUAUCAUAUAUUGAGAUAAAAUAUGUGUCAUCUCGUAAAAAAUGUAGAAUGUGUUUAAACGUAUGUUUUCAUGUUAAUUUUUUAAUUCUUCUUUUGAAUAAAGGGAAUUUUAUGGAUGGUUGUA